AUGAUGAAACUCAUUAGCGAUGCCGGUUUAAAGUCUGAGGUACUUAGUAAACAAUUUGCUAGUGUUUUCACGACAGAAAAUGUCGAGAAUAUACCAACUCCAGGAAGUAACUUCACGCCUGCCAUUGGUAAUAUUGUGAUCACGGUGAAAGGAGUCGAGAAACAACUAGCAUCCUUAGAUGCAAAGAAAGCAAGUGGACCGGAUGGAAUUCCACCAUGGUUUCUAAAAGAAAAUGCAAGUCAAAUAGCACCGAUUCUGACAGAUAUCUACCAGGAAUCAGUUAGUAGCGGUAGCUUACCUGGCAAAUGGAAAGAAGCCAAUGUAUGUGCGGUAUUUAAAAAAGGGAAAAAGUGUGACCCGGGAAACUAUCGGCCGAUAUCUUUAACCUGCAUCGCUAGUAAGGUUUUAGAACACAUUGUGCAUAGCCACUUAAUGAAGCAUCUCGAAAGGCAUAGCAUUCUCAUUGAUAAUCAGCACGGCUUCCGGGCUAAACGAUCCACAGAAACUCAACUGAUAUGCACUACUCAUGAUAUUACUAAUGCUAUUCAACAAAACAAACAAGUAAAUUUGGCUAUUUUAGACUUCUCAAAAGCUUUUGAUAAAGUCCCUCAUCAGAGAUUAUUGACGAAGUUGGAGUACUAUGGGAUCCGGGGUCCACUCCAAGAAUGGUUUAAGUCGUUUCUUAUAGAUCGAAGUCAAGUUGUGGUAUGUGAUGGCGCGACAUCAACUCCUAUUACAGUUACUUCUGGCGUACCGCAGGGCACAGUUCUUGGUCCUGUUUUGUUUCUACUGUAUAUAAACGACUUGGCUGGAGAAUUGAAAUCUACUGUAAGACUGUUUGCCGAUGAUGCCCUGCUGUACUGUUUUAUUGAAAGUGAUGUAGAUGCAGAUUCUCUCCAGGCUGAUUUGUGUAAAUUAGAGGAGUGGCAAGACCGCUGGCAAAUGGAGUUUAAUUCGACCAAGUGUAAAGUGAUGUGCAUUACAACUAAAAAGAAUAUCAUAAAGAAACAGUAUAUGUUCUGUGGCCAAAUACUGGAAGAAGUCGAAAACCAUCCAUAUCUCGGGGUGAUGUUUGAUAAUAAAAUGAAAUGGUCAUCUCAUAUAUCUAACACCACUCGGAAGGCAAAUGUCAUAUUACAUGUUAUCAAGCGGAACCUAUGGAAUUGUCCAAGAGAUGUCAAGGAAGUUGCUUAUAAAAGUCUUGUAAGACCAACGCUUGAAUAUGCGUCUACAGCAUGGGACCCUUACUAUAAGAAAGAUGUUGCUGCUGUUGAAAGAGUUCAGAGAUCAGCGGCACGAUUCUGUUUAAAAAAUUACGAUCGGACAGCUAGUGUAUCAGCCAUGACGAAAGAGCUGGAUUGGGAUACAUUGGAAACAAGAAGGAAACGUACGCGCCUAUGUAUGAUGUACAAGUUAAGUCGUGGUCUACUUAACUUGAACGCGGAAAACGUGCUGGUUCCAAGUCAAGAAACAAGAACACGAAAUAGUCAUACGUUUAAAUAUAGAGUACCUCGAGCUACGAAGGACAUUUUUAAAUAUUCUUUCUAUCCUAGAACGCUAACUGA
This is a messenger RNA of Paramuricea clavata, 1565 nucleotides long. The record is from the annotation of a GenBank genome assembly. Lineage: Eukaryota; Metazoa; Cnidaria; Anthozoa; Malacalcyonacea; Plexauridae.